Folsomia candida is the source of this 1581-nucleotide messenger RNA. RefSeq lists its product as uncharacterized. The record is from RefSeq and is a predicted model, not a curated record. Bases 150 to 884 code for a protein of 244 amino acids. NCBI's taxonomy places the organism in Eukaryota, Metazoa, Arthropoda, Collembola, Entomobryomorpha, Isotomidae. The transcript has 4 exons.
CACACUUUCAUUUGUAUUUGAUUCCUACUAAGGGAACAUCUGUACAAAAUAUUUUGAAAUUAAUACAGCCAUCAAAAAACAUUCUCAAAUUUAUAUUAUUAAUUACACGCAAGAAAUUUGAACUUGAUUUUACGUUCAGGUGAUUAAUUAUGUUAAGCGAGGAGAGAUUAGAUGAAGGUGAUUCCAUGCGGUGUACUUCGCCCUUAGAAAAUUCAGCCGAUUUCUACCCUGGGCCAUUAUUGCAGUACGAGAUUGUCGGCCACGUGUGUAAAUUCCUGACAAUCAGUGACAUCAAGCAGUGUCGGCUUGUCUCGAACGCUUGGAAUUAUGGGUCAACCCCCCGUCUCAAAGCGAAGACUAGAACAAGACUCUCGUUGUGUCGAAAUGAUACCUCUAUUUUGGAAGUUAUCGACAAACUCAAAUUCUCCCCGGUUAACGUGCUGUUACAAGUUAUCGCUGACCCCUCUCUCAAUCUGCCCCCUGUGGACAUUUCAAUAUUCCCUAUGAUGAGAAAUGUCAAAUCAAUCAAUGUCACAUACAAGCCCGGAGAUGAAUUGAAAUUUCCGGGAAACUUGGGCAACAAGAUUAUCCACGCUGCUUCCCCCACUCUGAAAAAACUGGAAUUUGACGGACAUAGUUUCCCUAGACUGGCGGGGACCAUAUUCCCAAAAUUGCUAUCACUCAAUAGAUUGGUCUUGCAUGUAAUUUCUGAAACGACGAGAGGGUUGGAAUGCCUCCUAGAAAUUCCUGGCAGCUUGAGAGAACUAAACUUUUCUGUCAACUUCCAAGUGGACGAUCGGGUGGACGAGAUGCCCAGAAUUUUUUACACUUUUUUGAAGAAACAUUCCACCACUUUGGAAAUCCUGUCCAUCUGCAUGUUCUAGUUGGAGGGAAAGGCACAGCUGGACUGGAAAUUUCCCACAUUUCCGAAAUUGAAAAAAAUAAAAAUCAUGGGUGACAUGGUUACUGGGCUGCUCGGGUUUGAAACUAUGCCAAGCUAUUUUGGACCGAUAGAGUACAACGUAUGUUUCCCAGUGGUAGAAAUUUUAGAAAUUUGGUCCUGUUCGGAUGCAUUUAUUCCGUUGCAAAAUCAGAUUCAGGUUGUCGAAUCCGUGAAAAGGAUAGAUUUAGAGGGAAUGAGGUGGAAUAAUGUAGCACAUUAUGCUGAGAUGUAUAUACGAAUGUUUGAUAUAUUUCCGAACGCGAAAGAAUCAGUUAGAAAAAUUUUGGACGAUUUGCUUCAACACAGUAUAAGAUUUGGUCGUUGUAGGAAAAUGUACCAUAUGUAACAAUUCAGAAAAAUUUACAUCAAAUAAAAUCUAAUUGUUAUGUAUCUAUUCGCAAAAAAAUGUUAAAAUUUUAAAUAAUAUUUAAACAUAUUAUGUUUAAAUUUCACCACGAAUUAAAGGGUUCCAAUUAACGCACCCAAGAAAAUACUGAAAAGUACCCAGAAGAGUAUUGAAAAUCAAUAAUACUGAACUUUACCCAGACAAAUUCUUUUAUGACCCCAACAUAAAACCAAAAAUGCCCAAUAAUAUCUUUGACUUUAUUAGCUUACAAUGAGAAGGUGUGAGGUGCUUA